CCAAAAAAUAUAUAGUCCUUCACUGUGCCUGCAUUCAUCAAUCAUGGAAACCAAAACUGCUAAGUCAAUGUUGUCUACAACACCCAUGAAAGGAAGAGAAACUCGGCCAAUUCAUUACACAUUCAGAAUUGAGUCCUUCUCAAUGCUUUCCAAGUUCUCAGUAGAAAAAUGUGCUUCCGAAGAAUUUGAAGCAGGGGGUUACAAAUGGAGCCUAUCUAUUUAUCCAACAGGGAACACAAAAGGAGAAGGAGAAGGUCAUGUUUCUAUUUAUUUGGUGCUUAUGGACACAAGCUCAUUACCUGUUGAUUGGGAAGUCAAAGCCAUAGUCAAUUUUUCUGCAUACAAUUUUCUUGAUGAUGAGUAUGUUACAACUCAAGAUACAAGUCUAAGGCGUUUCCAUGCCCUGAAAACUGAGUGGGGGGUCCCCAAAUUCAUGGACCUGGGCACAUUUAAUGACCCUUCAAAAGGAUAUCUGAUUGAUGAUACUUGUGUUUUUGGAGCUGAGGUUUUCGUUGUCAAGAACACACAUAAAGGCGAUUGCUUAUCAAUGUUACAUGGACCUGUGACUGUUUCCCAUAGCUGGAAAUUCAAAUUUUCCCAAUCAAUAGAAAAGCACGAGUCUGAAUCAUUUUUUGGGGGAGACUACAAAUGGAAACUCGUUUUAUACCCCAAUGGAAUAGUUGAGGGAAAGGGUAAUAGUAUGUCACUAUUUUUAGUUUUGGAUGUGUCAACUCUCCCACCCAACACCAAGCUUGUUGUCGAUUGCAUCCUGCGCGCAAAAGACCAACUCAGAGAGCAACAUGCUAUACAAAAAUUCUGUCGAAAGUUCUCGGAGUCGGCUUCCGUGUGGGGUUCAAGACGGCUUGUGGCCUUGGCUAAAGUUAGAGAUCUGAAGAAUGGGCUUUUGUUGGGUGAUAGUUGCAUCCUUGAAGCUGAAUUUACAAUUCUUGGCCUAAUUAAACCAGGAAUAUGAUAAUUAAUAUGUUUAUACAUGUAUUAUUGAAUGCUACUGUCAUUAUGUUAUUACUAAUUAAUUAGUAA
Molecule: messenger RNA, 1041 nt
Organism: Lotus japonicus
Lineage: Eukaryota; Viridiplantae; Streptophyta; Magnoliopsida; Fabales; Fabaceae
Exons: 6
Coding region: 44-973 (309 amino acids)
Molecular function (GO): protein binding
Source: RefSeq, a predicted model, not a curated record